AUGUCCCUAACCGCUUUUCUCAAAACCUCUAAAGCCAACUUAAUCGAAACUGCCUCGAGGCUCUCGAAGUUGACAUUGGUGACGGGUAACCAGUCCUCUGACAUGGACUCGGUUGUAUCAGCUAUCGCGUACUCAUAUUUCACAAAGCCUUCUGACACUCCCAUUUUGCCGUUGCUAAACAUUCCUAGAGCUGAUUUAGGGCUCAGAAGAGAUAUCGAGUAUGCUCUCAAACUGAUAGACAUUCAGGCAGAAGAUUUGAUAUUUGCCGAUGACUUACAUUUCUUACCACGCAACAUUAGACUAAAUUUGGUGCUCGUGGAUCAUAACAAACCAGAAGGAGAGAACGAGGAGAUGAUAUUGAAAGCUUUUAACACACAUGUGACGGCGAUAAUCGAUCAUCAUGAUGAUGAACAUCUCUUUCUUCAUGCCGAACCAAGGCUAAUUCAAGUUACGGGUUCCUGCAGCUCUUUGGUUCUUGGCCACUUCCAGAAAGGUGUGCUCAACGCUAAGCUUGAUUUGGCUACGGUGAAGUUCCUCGUGUCAGCUAUACUAUUAGAUACAGGAUUUUUGACCGAUAAGUACAAGACUAAGCAGACCGACGUUGAUAUUCUAAAUCAUAUCAAGGCACAGUACCCUGAAUUAUCAGAUGAAGAGCUUUCACAAGAGAAUACUAUUCUCCAUAAGCAGAAGAAGUCGGUAGAAGGAUUUAACUUCAAGGACAUUUUAAGGAAGGACUAUAAAGAAUACAACUGUGGCAAAUUAAAGACCGGUAUCAGCUCUGUAAGUGGAUCUUUAGAUCAGCUAGAGGCCACUUUUGGAUAUCAGAACAUGGUGCAGGAUCUUAAGGAGUUGAAAGGCCAGAGAAAUCUUUCACUAAUGGUCAUGAUGGCCAGCUAUAAUAGCAAAAGCAACAAUGUUCACUGCAGGCAGAUGGUUUUGGUAGGUGAUGCCAACUCUGCUCUUUCAUCGGAUACGGCAGCUGCUCUCGAGAAUAAAUUACAGCUAGAAGUCAAAGUCAGCUCUUCCAGCGAGGAAAUCAAAGCCUUCGAACAAUUAAAUACGGCAGCUUCAAGAAAACAGGUCGCUCCAUUAAUUACUGAAUACUUGAAGUCUGUAUAA
This is a messenger RNA of Brettanomyces nanus, 1119 nucleotides long. RefSeq lists its product as uncharacterized. The record is from RefSeq and is a predicted model, not a curated record. The transcript has a single exon. Bases 1 to 1119 code for a protein of 372 amino acids. Gene Ontology annotation, cellular component: cytoplasm. Gene Ontology annotation, molecular function: exopolyphosphatase activity. NCBI's taxonomy places the organism in Eukaryota, Fungi, Ascomycota, Pichiomycetes, Pichiales, Pichiaceae.